This is a messenger RNA of Aaosphaeria arxii CBS 175.79, 1283 nucleotides long. Its product is annotated as GroES-like protein. The coding region runs from base 63 to 1283 and encodes 406 amino acids. The record is from RefSeq and is a predicted model, not a curated record. The transcript is spliced from 3 exons. Lineage: Eukaryota; Fungi; Ascomycota; Dothideomycetes; Pleosporales.
UGUGGCGUAUGGGGUGCUCUUAUUCUCAUAUUUGCUAGAGCCGCCGGUGACAUCUUCAGACCAUGAGCAACAGUCCUGCUUCGAGUGCAAGCUCUGCUACCGCCUAUGGAGAUGAGUUUUAUCAAUUGCCCCAAAUAUGUCCUCCACCCACGCAAAAAGCCGUAGUGACUUUUCAAGUUACCUCAACUUUAAAUCUUGCCGUCGCGACAAUACCGGUUCGGCAGCCACUCCCGACCGAAAUUAUUGUUCGAGUGUGCUACAGUGGGAUCUGUCGCAGUGACGCCACUUUCUCGAAAGGACCCCUUCCAGGAUAUCCAAGCGUGGAUCAUAUUGCAGGUCACGAAGGAAUCGGGCAGAUUGUCAAGGCUUGUGAUUCUGGGUUGUUGGGCCGCUUUGUCGGUUUGAGAUAUCUUGGUUCAACCUGCAGGCACUGCGAGUACUGCCUUGCCUGUAUACCGACGUCCUGCCCACAUCAGAAGAACGCGCCAAAACAGCUAUCAGGCUGCUUUCAGGAGUAUCUGACGGUCGAGACCAAGAGUGUGCUGUUGAUACCGGACGAAAUAAUCAGUAGGGUUAAACAGCCCGAAAUCUUGUGUGGCGCCUUAUGCUCUGGGGCCGCGGCUUUGAUGGCUCUGCGAGCGGCAAACUUGGCGAUCAACAAAGUGGUCGUCGUCAUCGGAGUGGCUGGUAGUAUUGGGAACUACACUGCAAGCAUGGCUAAGAGAAUUUUCGGCGCCCAAGUCAUAGGCGUCGAUGUCGCAUGGAAGGUGGAGGAGCUACGCAGACGUGGCUUCAAUGACUACGCCGACAUACUACUGGCGGGGCCAUCAGACGAAGGAGAUACCAACGCAAGUAAUUUACUCAAGAAUGAAAUUCUUAGGGCCUGCGGGAAGUUGCGACACCAACAUGCCAUGACCAGGGCGGCUGACGCUGUCAUUGUUACUGCCAGCUCGGCGGCUGCGUUCCAAAGAGUGGAAUCAUACGUGUGCGAUGGAGGCUGGAUCGUUUGUUCUGGCGUGCCCUACGGCAUGCAACUGUCUAUUUCAAUCCACGAUCUAGUGGAGAGAAACAUCCAUGUCACGGGUUCUCUCAUGGGAGGGCCAUCGAUUUCCCUGGAGGUAAUGAGAUACAUCUGCAAUGGCCAAAUCCUUCCAAUGACAUCUUUCGUAUCCUUGGAAGAGAUUCCCGAGCAACUAGAAUUGAUUGUCGAGGGUAAAACAUUUGGCAAGGUAAUUGCGAAGAUCCAAGAGCCGAUCGACGCACCUUUUAUGAAACAAAGAUAA